Messenger RNA from Vanderwaltozyma polyspora DSM 70294, 1683 nucleotides. It is a transcript of the gene GLE1, whose product is annotated as nucleoporin GLE1. The transcript has a single exon. Gene Ontology annotation, biological process: regulation of translational initiation; regulation of translational termination; poly(A)+ mRNA export from nucleus. Gene Ontology annotation, molecular function: phospholipid binding; translation initiation factor binding; inositol hexakisphosphate binding. The coding region runs from base 1 to 1683 and encodes 560 amino acids. Gene Ontology annotation, cellular component: nuclear pore; nuclear pore cytoplasmic filaments; cytoplasm. Lineage: Eukaryota; Fungi; Ascomycota; Saccharomycetes; Saccharomycetales; Saccharomycetaceae. The record is from RefSeq and is a predicted model, not a curated record.
AUGAGAUUUGUUUUUGAUGAAAUUUUUAAUAUCAGUGAUGAUGAAGGAGAGGAACAAGUGGGAGUCCAAUUGACUGAAGAUGACCUUAGAGAAGAAGAAGAAUCGCCAUUGACAUCACCUCAGAUGGAGUAUACUUAUAUUAAUGAGAGCGAGGAAGAAGAAGGAAUACCGCAUUUGAAGCUACCUAGAAAAAAGUUUUUGGAUACUAACAAUCAAGAUCAGAUUGAAGGUGAUAAAUCUCUUGAACCAGUACUAGAAGAUGACGUCGUCGAGAUGCUGAAUGCUUUAAAAUUGCAAGGGAAGCUGUUAAAUGCAAGGGAAUCCACUGCUCUGCCAAUUGUUCCAUCAUACAAACAGUUAAAAGAAUGUCUUAAAUCAACUGAUGUUCCGUUGUUAUCAACAGGAAGAGAUACAAUUCUACGUGAUGAUUCUGGAGAAAGAUUAUUAAAAUUACAAAAUGAUUUCAAUGCCAAGAUAGAAAAUAUAUCGUCAAAUAUCAAUAAGCAGAUAGAUUCAAUUGUUAAGAUAAGGACGCAAAAAGAGGAAGAGGAGCGUAGACGUAAAGCUGAAGAAGAACGUAGACGAAAGGAGGAAGAAGAACAUAGACGUAAGGAAGAAGAAGAACGUAAACGUAAGGAAGAAGAAUUGAAACGUCAAAAGGAGGAGGGAGAACGUAAACGUAAAGAAGAAGAGAUUAAGAGGCAAGCUGAAUUGAAAGAAAAGGAAGCCAAACAAUUGUUAGAAAAACAGAAAUAUGAAAGUAAUAAGAAGAAAGAAGUGACUAAUUUUAAUGAAAUCGAUAAAACAUUUAAGCAUUAUAAGGACAAGAUCAUAGAGAUAAAAGAGACAAUUAUUCAACCAGUUAAAAAUGGAGACGCCAGUAUGAAGAAGAUUUUAUCGCAACACAAGAGAAAGAUCAAUCCUAAAUUUGGACAAUUGACAAAUAGUAAUGGACAGCUGAGGAACGUGACUAAUGCAUUGAUCACAUUGAUAGACGAAACCAAAGUGGAUAAGUUGCCAUACUUAUGGAUCCUAAAUUUCAUUGCAAAAGCUAUAGUUUCGCAGUCAGAGACAGAAGUCAGAGUUAAACCUGAAUCUGCGCUUCCGUUAGCCAAGCUUUCGUUGAUAUUGAUGGUGAAAUAUAGCGAACUAAAGGAGUUGUUGAUGGCCAGAUUUGUGAAGAAAUGUCCAUUUGUGAUAGGAUACACCUGUUCGAUAGAUACCGAAGAAGGUAGACUAAGAAUGGGGUGGAAACGUAGUGGAGAGGACAAUAAAUGGGAAGAAGACACUACAUAUGAUGAGAGAAUGGGCGGUAUGAUGACGCUGUAUGCGGUUAUAACGAGGUUACCAAUACCGACAGAAUAUGUCAGUGAUAUGAACACGGUGGUGCAUCCGCUGGGGAUCAGCGAGUCAUGGAGAGUAUUGGCGAGGAUUUGUAAUUUGGAUAGUCAAUUAAUUACCAAUACUCAUUUUAUCUGUGUUGCGUCAUGGUGGGAAGCAGCAGCUAAGGAAUUUGUUGAAAAAUAUAGUAAUCAAGGUAGGAAACUAUUGAAGCUAGUUGGAGUUGAUUUGGUUCAAUCUGUGCAAGAGAAGAAAUAUAUUGGGUCAGCAAGAUUGAGUAUAUUAGUUGAAGAAUGGAUGCAAAACAACGUGAUUAAAAGUUUCCCAUCGAUGGACCCGUAG